Messenger RNA from Pygocentrus nattereri (red-bellied piranha), 3312 nucleotides. RefSeq names its product thioredoxin domain containing 11 (gene txndc11). The coding region runs from base 66 to 2450 and encodes 794 amino acids. The record is from RefSeq and is a predicted model, not a curated record. Lineage: Eukaryota; Metazoa; Chordata; Actinopteri; Characiformes; Serrasalmidae. The transcript has 12 exons.
GCGUGUGUAGUGCUCUCUCUGUGUGUGUGUGUGUGUGUGUGUGUGUGUGUGUGUGUGUGUGUGUGAUGGUGCGGGGCCGCAUGGCCGCGGUGAUGUGCGGCGCGGUGCUGCUGGGUCUCGCGCUGCUGCUGGCGCUCACGCUCAACUGCAGCCGAGCGAAGGAUGUAGUGGCUGUAGCUCGUCCCCCGGUGCGGUUCUUCUCCUCGAAGGUUCCGGUGGUUGACCUGUUCCAGGGUCAGCAGGAUCAGGCCGAGCGGUUGAGGGAGGGGGCCGAUGUAUGUGUGCUGGUUUAUUACGCCCCCUGGUGUGCGCACUCCAUCAGCGCACGGGAGCAGGUCCAGCAGGUGGCGCUGCGCAUGGCCGUCGAGGUUCAGUUCAUAGCGGUGAACUGCUGGUGGAAUCAGGGAAAGUGCCGGAAGCAGAAGAACUUCUUCCAGUACCCCGUUAUUCACCUGUUCUACAGGAGGUUCGGUCCUAUAGAGUAUAAGGGUCCUCUCGUCGCUGAGUACUUGGAGAGUUUCAUCCGGAGGGUCUCCACACCCCUCACAUACCUGCCCACCCGCACCGCUCUUAACACCUUCUUAUCCCACCACGAGCAGGGCGUCGUCGGCUUCUUCGAGUUUAAUUCGUCUCCUCAGCCUCCCGGUUACAUCACCUUCCUCACCUCCGCCCUGCACGCGCUCAGAAGAGAUUCUCAGGGGGCGGUGCGUUUUGGAGUAGUGACCAAUCGGGAGGUGGCAGAGGGCAUUUCAGUCAGAGAGGAUGAGAGUGUGUACCUGCACCGCCGAUUCAACACCUCACUGGUGUUCUCGCGGGCGGAGAGGAACUUCACUGCUGAGGAGAUCUGUAACUGGGUCUAUGAGAACAGAGAGCGUGUCAUUCACUGGAUCCAGCCAAUGGGAGCAAAGAGCUACUCCCUGGAGGCGGAGCUUCACAAAGGACCCGCCCUGCUCACAUUCCUCCCACACAAUCCACUCACAGCCAGUCAUCACCUGCUCUCUGAGGUAGUGGACAUAGCUCUGCGUUAUCAUUCAUGUUGUGUAUCGGAGCCCCAGCUGGAGGGUGGGGUUUCAGCCCCCCACUCAGGGUGCUGCCAGUCCCUGCUGUUGCCCAGCUGGAGGUCUGCUAAUGCUAACAGGAACACUAGCGUCUGCGAUCUGUGCGUGAACCGCUUUGCUCUGGGUUCUACCUCAAGUCCCGCCCCGCUGCGUUCUCACUGCUCAGCGAUGGAGCUGGAGGCGGUUCUGGACUCAUAUUUGAGAAAUGCUGUGGUUCCAGCGCCCCCUACAUGCACCAACGUCCACAACGCCUACAGCCCCUUCAGCCACUACAGCGCCUGCUGCCGGACCUUGCCUGCAGACGUCCGGACUCCAGCGUGGGCAGAGCCACACUGCCCACCGGUGAUGGACUCAGUGUCAGGUCUGCACUGCCGGACCAAUAAGACGCUGCGGUUUUACCUGCUGGACUCGCACCUGUCCUGGCCUCUGGCAGAAAGACUUGGAGCGCUGAGCAACCGUAGCACGGACACCUUCACCACCAUCGUUAACCUGAGGGACGAAACGCACUAUGUGCUGGAGAACGCCAGGAAAGACUCGCUAGAACGCUUCAUCCUGAACUUCAGCGCCCCCUACAGCCCUCUCCACCGACACCUGGUGGGCCACAGAGAACUACAUCCCCCACAAUCCCUCAUUCAGGAAGUGACCACAGGCUCCUUUAUGGACACAGUGAUGGACCCUGAGAGGGAUGUACUGCUGUUCUAUUACACACGGUGGUGUGGGUUCUGUACAGUUCUGAAUCAUGUUCUCCUGCAGCUGGCUCGACUCUUUCAGGGAAACAGCGCCCUCACGGUGGCCAGGGUGAACGUGGGCCUUAACGACCUGCCCUGGGAGUUCAUGGUGGAUCACCUGCCCUCCUUUCUCUUCUUCCCCAAACACAGGAAGCAGAUGAGUGUGAAGUUUCCAGACUCCGCCCCUGUCACGGUGCCCAACCUACUGCGCUUCAUCCUGAGGCACACAGGCCACGCCCCCAGUGAUCAGGGGGCGGGACCGAAGUCCCUGCUGGAGGCGGAGCUGCGUGCCCUGCAGGGGGAGGUGCUGUCCCUGCAGCAGGCACGGGAGCGGCUCUCCCAGCAGCUGGCCGCUCUGUGGCGGGAAAACCGCCGGUUAGCGCUGCACGCGCGAGCGCUAACCUCCCACAAUGCCGAGCUGCAUUCCCAGAAUGCCGAGCUGCAGGCUCAGAGCGGCCGGCUAGAGACGCUGUACCGAGAGAAGAGCCGGCAGCUGGCGGACGCCGUGAACCGGCUGCAGGAACUCACUAACGCUUCGGAGGAACUGCUGACGGAGAACUCGCUGCUGAAAGUGCUGCUGACCAUGCUGAAGGACAGAGAGAGGGAGAACGAGGGAGAGAGGGAGGAAGGAGAAAGGAAGAAAGGAAUGGAAGAGGCUUCCUGACGGACGGCAGGGAGUCGGGAGAACUCACGCUGAGAAUCGAGCUGGACGUCGGCAGGAGGAGGGAAAACGGAGUAGGAAUUUGGUGAAAAUUCGAAUGGAGAGCUUUUCUCGUUAGUCUGAGGAACAUCAGGUCAGCUGUAGGCGCUCGGUGUCUGAAAUGAGCUUGUUUAGGUUCAUCACUGGAGCUUCGAGGCUGAUGUAGCUAACAGAAGCGUAGAUAUAAGUUAGCAUUGUCUGAUUAGUGAAGGGGAAACUGGAGUUUUGAGAAACUAGCGCUUCACAAAUAAACCAAUUAGAGAGCUCCACCCAGUGGAGGCUUAGAGAACUGCAGGUACUAUGUUCUAUAUCGGAAGAAAACCUGCAUUUUCCGUUUUUACAUCAUUCGAAAAUACCUGUUAUCUUUUACUUUGUGUGGUAAUUUCCUGACGAACGGACUGAACGUGAAAAUGACUUGGAGAAAGUUCUGGUUCCAUUGACUUGUAUUAAAAGUAGAGUAAGAUUUUUUUCUUCUCCUGUAAAGUCACUGUAGAGAUACGAGGUUUUGUUUCCGACAGCAGUGAUAUUCUACUGUAUGUGUGUAAGUCUGCUGUAGUUUGUUAUAUAGCACUGCUGUCAGACGGAAACCUUGUAUCUCCAAAAAACAUAAUUUACAAAACACACAGGAGAAGGAAAAACGUUCUGAACUUUUAAUAGAUAAAUUAUUUAUUUUGAACCGUUUCUUUUUGUCCGUUUAUAGUGAGAUUGAGGCACAUCAUAAAGGGCGAUGAGCUUUUCAAACUCAAAAAAUGAAAAACGGCAAACAAGAGAGAUAUGAGGAUUUGUCCAGACAUCAGCAACAUACAUACAUAUAAAUGUGUAUAUA